Messenger RNA from Mobula hypostoma (lesser devil ray), 7710 nucleotides. RefSeq lists its product as uncharacterized. The transcript is spliced from 14 exons. Gene Ontology annotation, cellular component: small-subunit processome; nucleolus. Gene Ontology annotation, biological process: rRNA processing. Bases 29 to 2425 code for a protein of 798 amino acids. The record is from RefSeq and is a predicted model, not a curated record. NCBI's taxonomy places the organism in Eukaryota, Metazoa, Chordata, Chondrichthyes, Myliobatiformes, Myliobatidae.
UCCAUGUGCGGCGCCGGCAGCUGCAGAAAUGGCCGGACAGUCGGGGAUGGAGGCGGAUUUAACCAGAGAUCUACUUUUCCUUGGUGUGGAAGAGGAGGAUUUGUUUAAGACUAAAUAUUCUUUGACUGCCAGUGAAGAUGAGGAUGGCAGUGACGAUGAGAGAAAGCACCAAAAACUGCUGGAGGCAAUUAGUUCUCUCGGUGACAAAAAAAGGAAGAAGAAAACAGAGAGAACAGAAGCUAGUUUGCAGAUUUCGGAGUUCACCGUCAGUUCGGAAGGAACUAAUGAGAAGAUUGAGCUCUCGGAUUUGGUGGGAAACAUCCAACCAUCCUCUUCCUCCUUGAACAAAGUGAAAAAACAGCUCACGAAAUUUGAGAAAACAAACAAGCCACUGGAUUUACCCCUCAACAAACAGCAAAGUGAAAAGAUUCAAAGGACAUUAGCCUAUGAGAAAACAACAAAGGAGAUUACAAGAUGGGAUCAUGUAGUGCGACAGAACCGGAAAGCAGAGCAGCUCACCUUUCCACUAAACAAGGAACAACUUACUGUCAAGCCAGUGGAGGAAGUGAUGGCAAACUGGAAGGCACGGACACCCUUAGAACAGGAAGUUUUUAACUUGCUUCACAAAAACAAGCAACCGGUAACUAUGCCUUUUGUGACUGCUCGGGAACAGGCUUCAAUGCGAGCUAUGUGUCUGGAGGAGGCACGAGAGCGUCGAGCUGAGCUGCAGAAAGCAAGAGCCCUUCAGUCAUAUUAUGAAGCUAGAACGAAAAGGGCAAAGAAAAUCAAGAGCAAAAAGUUCCAUAAAAUUGUGAAGAGAGUUAAACGAAAGGAGAUUUUGAAGAAGUUUGAAGAGCUAAGGAAGACUGAUCCUGAGGCAGCUCUUGAGGAAUUGAAUAAAAUGGAACAAAUGCGAAUAGAGGAAAGGAUGUCGCUCCGGCACCAAAACAGUGGAAAAUGGGCCAAAUCUAAAGUUAUCAUGGCAAAAUAUGAUAAUGAGGCACGAAAUGCAAUCCAGAAACAGUUGGAAAAGAAUAAAAUGCUCACAACAAAAGUGGUCCCUCAGUCAGAGAGUGAGGAUGAAGUUGAAACUGAGGUGGAUAAGGAUGAAACUGUUCCAGAUUUUGUGAAUGAUGUUCAGAUGGGUACCACAGCCAACCCUUGGAUGUUGGGGAAAUUGAGUACUGAUCCAAUAAAUCUUGAAGCCGAUAAACCACAGAUUACUACUGCUGCUGAUGUGAAGUUGGAUGGCAGUGAAGAAUCUGAUGAACGGGAGAAUCUAUCAGAAGAUGAGAAGUUGCUGCAGGAAUUUGAAGAGAGACGGAAAAUUCGUAAAGAGCAUGAGGGUGCACAGACUGUUAAAGUGGAUGCAAAAGGUGCAAAUAACAUUAACAAUAAAAAAGAAAAGAAAAGCACUGUGUCCAAUGGCCAAAAUGAGAAAGAGAAGCAACUCGAAAAUGAUGAAGGUGAAUUUAAUAAGCUUUUUCAGAAAUUGGUUAAGAACAAAUCGCAGCCUUUGUCAAGCAGAGCUAAGAGAAAUCAAACCAAAAGUAAGAAAAAGAGAACCGAGAAGAAGAUGGAGGAUGUACAGAUACCAGAGGAGAAAGAUGAACCAUUACUAAAUGAACAGUUAGAGCGCAAAAAGACAGUUGAAGAGUUUGAUGCUUUGAGUCAGGAUGAACAACAUGAACUUACUGUGACAACAGCUUUGAGUACUUCUCACAUCAGUAACAGUGCUGAAGAGGCAGAAAAUAAAUCAGAUACUAAAACUGAAGUGAAAAAAGACAAUAUCAUCAAUCCAAAUAGUGUUUUGAUGCUCACAUCAAAAACCAUUGACGUGCCUUUACUUCCAUCUGCAAUAGAGGAGGAGAAUGAAGAUCAAGAAGAUCAGCGUAUGAUCAUUAAGGAGGCCUUUGCAUCAGAUGAUGUCAUUGGAGAUUUCAUUAAAGACAAGCAGAGAGAGAUUAACGCUACCAAACCAAAACACAUUGACUUGACAUUGCCAGGCUGGGGUGAAUGGGGAGGUCAGGGUUUGCGCCCCAGUGCAAAAAAGAGAAGAAGGUUCCGUAUCAGAGCUCCCCCAGCUCUGCCAAGGAAAGAUCAGAAUUUGCCUAAUGUAAUAAUCAGUGAGAAACGGGAUAUUGAAGUUGCAGCACAUCAGGUGAAUGAACUACCUUUCCCAUUUGCCAAUCGGCAUCAAUUUGAGAAGAGUAUCUGUGCUCCGCUUGGGAAUACAUGGAAUACCGAGAAGGCAACACACAGAUUAAAUUCACCAAAAAUUGUGACAAAGUUGGGUGCAAUAAUUGAACCGAUCGCCGAAGAGGAUGUGUUUCAUGAUAAGAAGAUGUGCUGGAAAUCAAAUAAGGAACAAAAUCCCCAUAAAAGGAUAAAACGACAGCAAAAGAACACAUCUCAUCGCCGUUAAAAAGUCAGCAUUGCAUGACUUGUUUAUAAUACAGCAGACUUUUGUCAUGUCCUUCUAGGUUGUGGAUUAAAUAAUGGUUUCAUUUUUUGACUAAUUAACUGUGCCAAUCUGGUGAUCGUUUCUGUCAAUUCCUAACCAUGAGAUUCGAUGCUAAAGAGCCCUUUGAAUAUACCUUGUGUUUUGUUGGACGGGGAAGAAAGGUGAAAUUUUGUCAUACGCCACUGUAAGAUUACUUUUAUCUUACAGAUGGCUGUUUGCAGAGUUUAUGCCUUACAAGUCAUGAGAAAAUGUGUACCAUAUUUAUAAUGGCCCCUCCUACCAUUACAGGUGAAAGUCCAGAUAAACCCUGAUACAUGGUCAUUUGGGUUCAAAAUGAAGCAGUACUGAGUUCAAUAACCAUGAGGUAAUUUUGCGGUUCUAUAAAAUUCUGGUGAGGCCACAUUUGGAGUUCGUGUUUAGUUCUGGUCAACUAAUUAUAGGAAGGAGGUGGAAGUUUUAGAGAGGAUGCAGAGGAGAUUUACCAGGAUGCUGCCUGGAUAGAGAACAUGUCUUAUGAGAAUAGGUUGAGUGAGCUAGGACUUUUCUCUGGAGUGAGAGGAUGAGAAGUGAUAGAUGUGUUCAAGGUGAUAAGAGGCAUAGAUUGAAUGGACUGCAAUAAUCUUUUUCCCAGGGUGGAAGUGGCUAAUAUGAGGGAGCAUAAUUUUAAAGUGAUUGGAAGAAAGCAUAGGGGGAUGUCAAAGAUGGGAUUUCUACUCAGAGAGUGGUAGGGGGUGGAACAUGUUGCCAGGGGUGGUGGUAGUAGCGAUAGAUACAUUAGGGAUAGGUAAAAGAUUCUUAGAUAGGCACAUAGUGAUAGAAAAAUGGAGCGCUAUGUGGGAUGAAAGGGUUAGAUUAAUCAGAGGAAGUUAAAAGUUCGGCACAACCCUACACAGGAUUGUUUAAGGGUUCCAAGUGUAGAGCUACGGUCAUUUCACAGGUGAUGAACCUCACUUGCAACUUUCAGAAUCAGACUUGUCAUCACUGACACGUGUUGUGAAAUUUGUUUUGUGGCAGCAGUACAGGGAAGACAGAAAAAUCUAAAAAUUUCAAAAAUAAGUCAUGCAAAACAUUGAGUAAUGCUGGAGUGUUCAUGCAUUGUUCAGAAAUGUAAUGGUGGAGAAAAAGUAGUUGUCCCUAAAUCAUUAAGUAUAGAUCUGAGGCUCCUGUUCUUCCUCGAUGAUGGAUACCGCCUUCUUGAGUCACUGGCUCUUGCAGAUGUCCUCCAUGGUGUUGGAGGGUUGUGUCCGUGAUGGAUCUGGCUGAGUCUAUAACCCUCUGCAGCCUCUUGAGAUCCUGUGCAUUGAAGACUCAACACCAGGCUGUGAUGCAACCCAUGCUUUAUACCACACACCUAGAGAAAUUGACAGGUGUCUGGUGAAAUACCAAAUCUCCUCAAUCUCCUACCUGAUGAGCAGCUGGUGUGCCUUUUUUAUGUUUAUGCCAAUGUGUUGCGCCCAGGGUAAAUCGGCUGAGAUGUUGACACCCAGGAACUUGGAAGCUGUUCACUUUUUAAACUGCUGACUCCUCAUGAGGUUGCAGGCAGUGAGCACAGGCAGGUUCUUCCAGCUGUUGACAGAUCCAGUCCUGUUAACUGACCUGCAUUUCUUCAGUAGGGAUUGGAGGGAAUGGAUGAAGCUCCACAAAUGAUACAAACUACAACCAGGAUGGUACGGUGUAUUGCAGAUUAAAGCUUCUGCCUCACAUCUGCGUCCACACAGCUCCAGUGACAUGGAUUUGAAUGUCCGUAUGUUCUCUCUUUAACUGCAUGAAAUUCCCCGUGUGCUUCUGUUACUUCCCACAUUACAUAGAUGCACAGUUAACUGGCUACACCAAGACAUUCCUAAUGCAGAUGGUUGCCAGAGGAGUCUGGAAUUGAAAGGCACAUGAGAGAUAAUAGGAAGAAAAAGUGGGGGAUUGAGAGUGAUGAUAGCUGAAAAUCUAUUGAUUUGAAGGGCUGAGUGAUUCCUAGGUCAUAAAGGAAAAUCUAGCUGCCUGUUACACAACACCAUUCCCAGUUUUAAAUGUCUGCCAGUAACUUUGUUUUGUGGUUACAUGUGGAAACUCUGGAAUGAAAUAAUUAUAAGUAGUUGAAACUAGUGGGUCUGCACCUCAAUAAAUUUAGAUCCCUGUAGGAGACAAGGUGGAAAGGGAUGGAAAAUCAUUAGAACUAUAUCCCAGUUCAUGAGGUCACAAACUGAAGUGGUGUACAGUAUAAGUCUGAUCUCAAAUGGUGUUCUGUAAUCUGGUAGAUUCCCUCUUUGGCAGCUGCAGAACGAUAAAAAUUUUUUAAAAAUGUACACAGGUGUGGCAGAAAGGUAUAGUUCAACUUUCAGCUCAAUCACUUAUCAGCACUAGGAAAAGUUAAAAGCUGAAUAUGUUUCAAGUCACAUUGAACUGAGAGAUCAAAUGAUAUGAAAAGUGGAUGUACCUGCUGAGAGAGGAUGGCGAAGUCAUGUUAGUCACUGCUUGAAGGAGCUGAAUGAGGACAGAGAUAGUGGAAAAGCUUUCAAACUGUGGGAUACAAAACACUACAGUUGCUGGUCAUGACUAAACAAACAGUGAGGUUGAAGAUGGAAAGCUGGUGGAUGUUUCUACAUGGACUUUAGCAAGGCCUUUAACAAAGACCAGCAUGGGAAGCUGGUCCAGAGAUCAUGCCUUUUGGCAUUCAGGAUGAAGAAGUCAAAUGGACCCAACAUUGUCUUGGCAGAAGAAGCCAGAGUGUGGUAGUACAUGGUUGUCUCUCUGACCGGAGGCCGGUGAUUAGUGAUGUGCUGUUCGGAUCAGUGCUGGGUAUGUUGUUGUUUAUGAUCUAUAUUAAUGAUUCAGAUGAUGAUGUGGUAAACUGGAUCAGCAAAUUUGGGGAUGACAGCAAGAUUUGGGACGUAGUGAACAGCGAGGAAUGCUAUCAAAGCUUGUAAAGUGAUCUGGACCAGCUGGAAAAAUAGGCUGAAAAAUGACAAGUUAGACUUUAAUGCAGACAUGAAUGCUGAAAAAAAUCACAAGGAUGUUGCUGGGACUUGAGGACCUGAGUUACAGGGAAAGGUUGAAUAAUUCACUGGAGCAUGGGAGAAUGAGGGGAAAUCUUACUGAGCGAUACAAAAUUAUGAUGGUGAAUGUAUGCAGGCUUUUCCCCCUCAGGUUGGAUGAGGGUAGAAGUAGAGAUCAUAGUUUAGGGUGAAAAGUGAAAUAUUUAAGGGAAAUCUGGGAAUUUUUUCGCUCAGAGCAUGGUGCGAAUGUGGAACGAGCUGCCAGCAGAAGUGGUAGAUGCGGGUUCAUUUGUAACACUUGAGAAGUCUGGAUGGAUAGAUAGUUAAGAGGUAUGGAGGGCUAUGGGCUGGGUGCAGGUCGAUGGAACUAGGCAGAACACCAGGCCAGCAUGGGCUAGAUGGGUCAAAAGGCCUGUUUUUGUGCUGUAGUGCUCACUGAGCUUAUAGGUUAGAAGAAUGAAGGAAGGAAUUCCAGAGAAUGAACAUUGCAGUAGGUGAUAAUCUUGGGUAAUAUCAAUUAGUUAUAGGAGGAGAAAGUAAAGUAACAGCAUGCAAAUAUUCAAGAUCCAAGUACACUUAUUAUAAAAGAAUAUAUAAAUUAUACAACCUUAAGAUUUACUUGCUCACAGGUAGCCACCAAGCAAGAAACCCGAAAGAACUCAAUUUAAAGGAUAAAAAUAAAAUGUGCUCGAGAAAGAAAAAAAAAUAAGUCAUGCAAACAAUUGAACAACAGCAUUUGAACCAAAAGUGAGUCCCAGAACAACCCAAAGCCUCGCUUAUCAGUUCAUCAUAUUAGCGGGCACGGAGUAUGGUAUGGUCACAGAGAUAAAAUAACAUCAAGGUCACUUAUACAGCUCCCUAUCUUGGAAAUAUUCUGGAAAUUCCUCACUACAUUGAUGUAAUGAAGAUUUCUACAUGCUAUAUAUUGCCAUUUUCUAUACAAAUUAAUGAGCAUUAUAGUUUGCUUCUAAGAAGGUGACUAGAGUACUUAAUGAUUUGUGAUGCUGAACUGCAAAAAUCAAAAAUUUUCAGUACCCCAAUUAUCCAAGGUUUUAUCAUAAUUACUCUUAAUACUCGUUAAUAGAGAGAAAUUGUAUGUAAGUUUCUGAUCCUAAUUUUUGUCAAACACAACAUGCAUAUAUCUACUCUCUGUAAAGUAUUUUGCAUACAUCAUAGUGGAACAAAAGUCAAGCAUUUUAAAGGAUGAAAAAUUGUUUUAGGAAAGAUUCCCGAAUAGAACUAAAGGCUCUGGCAUUAAUAGUGGAAAAGUUAAAAUUGAGAUAGGUUGUACCCUAUUUCCAUUUCUAGCUUUCACACAUGAACUGAAGGUGGGUAUAUUAGGAGAAGGGCUGUGCAGGAAUUUAAUUGUAAUAUGUUUGAGGUCUAAUAAUAGGCCAUUGUUGAUUAGGUUAUCUGUGAGUGGGACUUUGGGUGAGGCUAAAUCUUAUUCAGCUGUGUUUAUGUGUAAGAUUAAAGUAGUAUUCACAAACAAUUGAAAAUCUGCAGAAGCCAGAAAUGCAAGCAACACACACUACUGAAGGGUCUCGGCCUGAAGUGUCGACGGUACUUUUUACCAUAGAUGCUGCCUGGCCUGCUAAGUUCCUCCAGCAUUUUGUGUGUGUUGAUUAAAAUAGCAUUGAAAGUUUUUAGCAAAAAAUUGCACCUCACUUAUCUGGGAAAUACACUAACAGUAAAUAAGGAAAUUUGUGAUUAUGAUUUUGAUUAAUAUCACUAAAACAAUAGCACUACGCAAUAACAGGGACCAAAAUCUCUCAAGUACCCAUAUCAAUAAUUAACAGUAAUCAGCAAAGACAACCCACUUAGUGUAAGGAACUAACUGGAUUUCACUUCCAUUAUCUUUUACUCCUUAAGAUCAUGAAGAAUAUUGUAAAUGAGAAAUAAUUACUGAUUGCACACUUGUGAAUCAUAUGAAAGGAUGAAAAUUUUCAGAUUUUGAACUAUUUUGUGGCUGCAGAGUAACAAAAUAAGUUUCUUCAGUUAGUGUAUUCCCCUCAUAUUUACUUACUCCUUUUAUUGUUUCUGUUCAGUCAAAAAUAUAAGGAGGGAGGGGUGGAAAUCAGGCUGCAUUUCAAAUGAUACUCUAUCUCCAGGCAGAAAGUUUACAUCUUUCAGAAUAGUAUGUGUUAUGUACAGUAUAUUGUGGGCAUUAUGCUCAAAUACUGUUCCACACGGAUGAAUAACUGAAACCAGACUUGGUCCAAUUAUAAAUUACUUUAGGCAACAAUAAAUUUGUGUAAU